Messenger RNA from Orussus abietinus, 3023 nucleotides. RefSeq names its product exocyst complex component 1 (gene Sec3). Lineage: Eukaryota; Metazoa; Arthropoda; Insecta; Hymenoptera; Orussidae. Bases 332 to 2911 code for a protein of 859 amino acids. The transcript is spliced from 12 exons. Gene Ontology annotation, cellular component: plasma membrane; exocyst. Gene Ontology annotation, molecular function: phosphatidylinositol-4,5-bisphosphate binding. The record is from RefSeq and is a predicted model, not a curated record. Gene Ontology annotation, biological process: Golgi to plasma membrane transport; exocytosis.
AAUGACAUGGUGUUUACGGGGCGGUAACAAUUUGUGGCAACUUAAUUUGAAAAUAAAAUACAACUUAUGAAGUUCCAAUGUCUUGACAAAAUAAAAUUAACGCUUCUCUGGAAGCAGAGAUAUAUGCGAUAACCGAAAUGGAUUUAAUACUAAUUAUCACUGAUAUAUACAGUGACGAAGGAGUAUAGCUGCUGUAACAUAGUUUCUAAUUAUUUAUAAUUGUUUAUCCAAAUAAGUGCCUAUACACUAAAAUAACCUCUAAGUGUAGUUUAUUGGUAUACGCAACAUAAAUAUUUAAUUCAAUUUGUAAGUAAAAAAUUAGGAAGACACAAUGGCAGCGAUUCGUCAUACGUUACAAAGGGAAGUGUUUACUCCCAGUGAUGAAAAAUUAUUAAGUGUCUGUCAUGUUAGCAAAGCCUACAAAAAGAAGAAAACAAGUUUUCUGUCUCUUGUUACUACCGUCGAUACCCCAGGAUCUGUGCUUCUUUAUCAAGUGAAGAAAAACGACAAGCAUAUGUUUAAGAAAAAGCAAAACUGGCUCUUGAACGAUGUUCAAAUAGUGGAUGGUAUUAAUAAUGAAUCUCUAGAAUUAGAACUACACAUUGAUAAAGUUUAUAAAUGGUUGGCAACUUCAGCACAAGAGCGCAGGAUAUUUAUUAGUAACUUAUAUACUUGUUCAUGUAGUCUGCCACAAAGACCACAAUUUAAGAACAUUCCCAAAGAUUGGUUGAUUGACCCAACUUCAAUGAAAGAAAGUGAUAGCACUUCAUUAGUACCAGAUCUCCUUACACCAACCAUUUCAACAGACUAUCAACCAAUAACAGAUAGUGAAGCUGCAGAUUUAGCUGCAUUAAUGGAUGGAUGCGAUUAUGCUGUUUCUAAUGCUGAAUAUUUUAUGGAAACACUUUCAAAAGAUUUAUCAGUUCUUGAUGGAGAAAACAUACAAUCUGUACUAGCAUCUGAACCUCAGAUAACACAGCUGAUGAAUGGCAUUGAAGCUGCUAUAACCGAAGCAUCGUUAGUGGAAGCUCGACUCACCGCUUAUGACGAAGCUCUUGGUAGAAUUAGGGAAGCGAUGGCUCGAGUAGGGCAGAAAAAUCAAGCGAUACAUACUGCCAAUCGCAAUGCUAGACUUUUGUUGGAACAGCUUGAUGCUGUAAUUACCCAACUAGAUAUUCCUGCUAAUCACUUACGAACCUUGAGCGAAGCAGAACUCCCGGGUGAUCGAGAAGAUCUCAUCCAGGCAGGAAUUGCAUUAUCAAAAGCAAUAUCAGCACCCCUUCCUCUUGGUCUUGACAGAUUAAAUGCUGUGACGGAACAACAAAAACGGCUGGACAAGCUAAAAGCCAAAUUUUCUGUUACUGUUGCAAGACAUUUGAAUAAUCUCUUCAUAUAUUUAGGAAACGAUGUCGGAGAAAUUUCAGCAUCGACUACAGAUUUAACAUUACCCAGUCAUCAAACUGUACAUCGAGAAUUGGAACCUUACACGGAAUUAAUGCAAUUAUUAAGAACACUUGAUAAUAAGGCAUUCAUCCAAUUGACUAAAGUUUAUACGGGUAACAUGAGUAAGCUGUAUCAAAGAGAUUUAAAACUUUUUUUUGAAGAAGCCAAAACACGCCUCGUAACCAAACAAAAUCAUGCAACUGCGUCAAAAUCAGGAGGGCAGAAAAGUGACGAUGUGCUAACUCCAGCUCCGAUUUGCCUAUUAAGCUGUGAAGUAUGGGAACCACGCGAAGAUGGAAAUUUACUUGACAUGGUUCUUGAUCGUGUUCUGUCGCAGUUACAACCUGUCUGUCUUGCAGAACAAGCAUUCUGUAUAUCUUUUCUUCAAUUAGAUUCUGUUCUUUCACCUUCAAAAAGCAACGAGGUUGAAGAAAUUGACAAUGCCAGCAGUGGUGCAAGGAGUCCUGGAUCUGUCACAUCAACAGCUAGUAAGAAGCUGGAGAAACAAGUAAAUGAAGAAGUCCGUGCAACAAUGGCAGCUAUAUUCCCUACACUUGAAUCUGAACUCAACAACUUUAUCUCAUAUCUAGAUAAAAUUGACAGUUUUUGGUGUAUGUUUGUACUGGUAAGAUUAUCGCAGCAUGUAAUGUCUGCACAAGAUACAGGCUCAUUUCUAUCUAUGACAUUUGCAUCUUCGCUAGUUCAAGUGAAACGAGCAUUUGACAAAUUCAUGCAAGCUCAGCUACAGUGCAUAGUGCGGGACAACAAAGUUAAUCGCAGACACAAAUGUGGAAUAUUAUCAUAUGUAGAAAAUUUUAAGCCUUUUGCCCAGAUUGCUGAAAGAAUUUUCAAGAAUUCUGACAGAAAAGUCGAUCUCGACAAAUGGUACACCAAGCUAGUUGGUGCGAUGUUUGAAGCAAUAGUGGCUGAUAGUGCUGAACAUCACAAGACUCCUCAAGAAGUUAUAAAGAUGGAAAACUUCCAUCAUCUUUAUGAUCUCCUUUCGCAAUUGAAAAUUCCGGUUUUGGAUCACGAACGAAAAGAGGCUAAACAGAAGUAUCAAGAUGCAUUGCGAGCUUAUGUUGUACAAUACUUUGGACGCCCACUGGAAAAGCUCAAUCUCUUUUUUGAAGGAGUACAAGCAAAAGUUAGUGCAGGUGUCAAGGAAUCUGAAAUUAGCUAUCAAAUGGCUUUCAGUAAACAGGAACUUCGCAGAGUCGUUAAAGAAUAUCCUGCGAGAGAAGUGAAAAAAGGGCUAGAAAAUCUUUAUAGAAAAGUUGAAAAACAUCUUUGCGAAGAAGAGAAUUUAUUACAGGUCGUUUGGCGAGAAAUGCAAGGAGAAUUCAUAGCACAAUACAUACACAUAGAAGAACUGAUCCAGCGAUGUUACCCCGAUAGCAUGAUAGCUCUGGAAUUUUCUAUUCAAGAUAUUUUAGAAUUUUUUUCCGAAAUUGCUCGAUCUCACUGAAAAAAAAUUGUACCAGCAAUAAGAAAGAAGUAUGUCUUUAUAAAUAAUGUUAUUAAAUAUUUAAGAUGUAAUAUAAUAAGUAAGAUAUAUGUAGAAUAUUUAUUUGCAAGUA